AUGCUGACUCCGGACGACGCACGCGCGCGCACAUCGCCGCUGCCCGACGGCACAGAGCUCUUGGCGUCGCCCGGCCUCCGCUUCGACGCCUUUGCCAUCACGGACGUAGGAAGGUUCAAGACCUUUUUCAAGACGGGCUGCGCCGUGUGCGCGGAGGCCUCGCUCUCGCUCACGCUGCACGAGACGUCGGGGCGCAUCCAAUGCCUGCUUCCCGACGCCUUUUGGACGAGCCGCUAUUUCAUGUACCUCGUUGACUUUACGAGCGACGCUGCGCGUACCAAUGUACACCUCGUGCAGUGCAUCUACCUCGGCGACCACUGCAUCGUCGAGUCGUUUUCGUUCGGCGCGAUCGAGCCCAAUGUCGCGUACCGUUGGGAGGUGGAGUGGAUGAACCCCUUCUACUUCGAGACCCACACACGAGACAUGCCGACGUGCAGCGACGUCUUUUACUUUGACGAAACCACGCUGCUCGCGCACCACCGUCUUUCGUUUGCGCCAUUGCCCAUGGCCGUCGGCGACCGUACAACCCAGCUCUUUAACGCGUUGGAGGCCGGGGCGCUCACGUCGAUUCGCACGGCGUUGCACCACCUUGCCUAUGUCCCACCUCUCUACAAGCACCGUUCGGACGACCGCUUUGACUGGAUUGAUCGCGGCGCGUUCGACGUUGUUCGGCUCCUCGUCGACCACGGUGCCACGCUCUCGGGGACGUGUAGUGACCGGCUCCUCGCCCGCGCCCUCGAUCACAGCGAUGUCGAGACGGUGGGCUACGCACUCGAACAUGGCGCAAACGUUCAGUCGACCAACUUUGAGCAAACGCUGCUCCAGCGUAUGGUGCUGGCCGGAAAUGAGGCUAUGGUUGAGGUACUCGUGAGCGCGGGGGCGUACCUCGGCAAUCCCUGCGAUCUCCACGACAACAGCAUCGACUGGGAUUGCUCCCGGCGCUGCCAGCAAUCCGAAGCGCCCUUGGUCGCAGCGUACACGAGCAACCAGCCUCGCAUGGCGCAGCUCCUCCUGGACCUCCACGCACCGAUCGACGUGGUCCAGAAAGCCGCCCCUCGCAACGGCCUCCUGGCGCUCUGUCUACUGCAUCUGACAGACGAGUGCGCGCGCCGGUGGCAUAUCCUGCAGCUCCUCGAGCGAGGCGCCGCCACCAGCAUCCGCAAGCCGAACCAGGGCGGGAUGACACCGUAUGCGCUGGCCACGUGGAUGGAUGAAGCCAUGAUCCUCGAAAGCUUUGACUUUUACACGAAAGCGGCCUCCGACACACCGCCAGACGACGACGACGCAGCGGAUCUGUGCUGGCAGAGUCUCGCGACGGCCUGGCGUCUGCAAACGAGCACUUCAUUGGAGCAACCCCCGCAAGGCAGCGGCUCCUCCGUCUACGAGUACGACUCGGACGUGUCCAGCGGCGAGAGCGACGACGACUGGACGCUUGUCGACGACUACGUGGACACCGUCAACUAAACUAGAUGACGCUGUUCCCAAGCCUCAUUCGAUGCGAAUAUACCGCACGGUGUAGCACAUGCGGCAUGCAAACCUGCAACGAGUCGUGCGGAUACCGGCGAACCUCUGGAAUCUUUGCUCUACUAUUACGUGUUUUUAUCUCUGAACUGGUUUUAAUUGAUGUGGAUGCGCUGGA
Saprolegnia parasitica CBS 223.65 is the source of this 1639-nucleotide messenger RNA. RefSeq lists its product as hypothetical. Bases 1 to 1464 code for a protein of 487 amino acids. The transcript has 10 exons. Gene Ontology annotation, molecular function: protein binding. NCBI's taxonomy places the organism in Eukaryota, Oomycota, Saprolegniomycetes, Saprolegniales, Saprolegniaceae. The record is from RefSeq and is a predicted model, not a curated record.